Penicillium cinerascens is the source of this 285-nucleotide messenger RNA. RefSeq lists its product as uncharacterized. The coding region runs from base 1 to 285 and encodes 94 amino acids. The record is from RefSeq and is a predicted model, not a curated record. NCBI's taxonomy places the organism in Eukaryota, Fungi, Ascomycota, Eurotiomycetes, Eurotiales, Aspergillaceae. The transcript is spliced from 2 exons.
AUGAUUCAGUUCGCCGUUUACCUCACAUUGCAAGUCGUCCUAUUCCUGGCUUGGGUCUCCGGUUAUCUGGACCCGUACCAGAAAAUGAUGCAGGAGAUUAUCCUCGACGCCAUGGGCGAAACUAAAGUUUCUUAUGGACUUAAAAUGAGCUUGACGGGGAAGAAGCUUAUCGAAGAUGAGAAUUUUAGCAAGAUUCAAGACCAGAUGGGAAGCGAGCUUGCAGGAACGUUUGGAAAGGGUGGAUUUGGUGAAGGAGUAGGCUCCGUGUUGAGCAAGAGCCUGUAA